UGAUUCGAAUGAAUAUUGGUGAAAUUGGAAUGUUUUCGCCCAACGGUUUUCGCCCACAACGAUUAUGUUCGAUGUUUAUUCGAUUCAUUUGAACCACGAUAAAAAUGGACAAUUGGAAACAAAAUCUAAUCGAUUCAAUCACAAAAGAUGAUCAAAUAACUUUCAUAAAAUUUUGUACAUUACUUGAUCAAGAUUCUAAACAAAUUGAACAACAAUUAAUUGAAUCAAUUGGAACUAAAUCCGCUUAUUCAUCGACGACUAUUCAAUGUUUACAAAAACAAUUUCAACAACAACAACCAAAACAACAAAAACCAAGAGCUUCCAAAAAUGUAAUCAAAAAUAUUUUGCUCAAAUCCGAAUCCAAAAACAAUAUUUUACCCAAACAGGAAAAAUAUCUCAACAAUUUCCUGUAUAGUGAUAGUCGAAAAUUGAAAACAUUAUCACUGAAUAAUAAUAUUGAAAAAAAUUAUCUUACAAUUUUGGAUAAAACAUUGAAUGGUGAUCAAUGGAAAAUUGAUGAAAAUUUAUUCGAAUCAAUAUUGAUCAAUUCUUAUCAUACACAAUCAAGUGAAUUAUUUUGGCGUUAUGCAAAUGAAUGUAUUUAUAAAAAGAUUGAUCUUAAGCUGGACAUACAUAAUUUAUGUUGGAAAUUUUUGUUUCUUUGUCAUUGGUUAAUACGAAAUGGUCAUCCAAAUGUUAUCAAAGAUGCAUAUGCUCAACGACCAUUAUUAGUUGAAUUGGCUAAAAUUAAAACCUGUAUCAAUUCAUCACAAUGUUGUUUGUUUGGUAUAUUGAAUCCAUUAUAUUUUUCACUUGUUUUACAAAAAAUUGAAUUUCAUAUGGAACAUAUGAAAAUACCGGGAAAUCUUGUUAUAAACAACAUACAAUUCGAACAAAUCGGUGAUAAUGAUCCAGAUCUAUUUGAACAAAUUGCUAUUGAAUUAUUUAAUUAUAUGGAUAAAAUAUUACAAUUACAAACGGAAAUUUUCGAUAUUCGUGGCCUUAAUAUUGGUGGUUGGCAACAAAAAUGUAUACUUAAUCCGUUGAAAUUAUCAUUAAUCGAAUCUAGUCAAAUUUAUGAUUUAAUUUUUCAAUUAAUGCAUAAAUUACAUCAACAUUCAUCUUAUGUUAGUGAAAAUGAUUUGAAAAAAUAUCGUCAUCGUUUUAUUAAUCAAUUUCAACAAUUGAAAUUAUUUUAUUUAAAUUGUAAACAAUAUGAAUAUCUUAGUGAUUCGAUACAGAUUCCUGAACUGAUUGAUGAACCACCUAGUUUUUUUGUUGUUGAACAUUCUGAAGAAUUGGAACAAACAGUUUUUUAUCCACGUAUUGUUAUCGAAUGAUGAUUCGAAAUAUCAACAUUUUUGUAUUUUCAACCUCAGACCUUCCCUUUGAUAUUUAAAA
Messenger RNA from Dermatophagoides pteronyssinus (European house dust mite), 1401 nucleotides. RefSeq names its product ribitol-5-phosphate transferase FKTN-like. The record is from RefSeq and is a predicted model, not a curated record. NCBI's taxonomy places the organism in Eukaryota, Metazoa, Arthropoda, Arachnida, Sarcoptiformes, Pyroglyphidae.